Zychaea mexicana is the source of this 3340-nucleotide messenger RNA. RefSeq lists its product as uncharacterized. NCBI's taxonomy places the organism in Eukaryota, Fungi, Mucoromycota, Mucoromycetes, Mucorales, Lichtheimiaceae. Bases 184 to 3201 code for a protein of 1005 amino acids. The record is from RefSeq and is a predicted model, not a curated record. The transcript has a single exon.
UGUUUGUAACCCCAUGACAAUAACAAGAAGAUUUUAAGAAUAGCGAGAUUUGACAAAAAAAGAGUCUCCUUCCUCUCUCUUCUCUUCUCCUCUUCCUCAUUGAAAACCUUUUUGUUCUCGUAUUAUCAAUAUUGUAGCCAUCAUCAUCACAGUCAGCACCAUCCACAAAAAUCAACAACAGUUAUGUCCGACUAUGACCAACUCAGCGAUUUUAGAAGACCACCCAGACGUUUUCACGAAUACAUGUAUGAUCCUGCUGAAGAUGAUGGCGUUUCUAGCGAUCCGUAUGAGCAUCCAGAAGCGUCAUCACGACUGCGUCGCCACGGAAACAAGAUGCAACAACAACACCAUCCUCGCCGUCGCCGAUCCACAUCACAUAGAUCUUCGCCUCGUCGCCGUCCUUCGACAGGCCCACCUCGUCGUCACAACACAUGGAUAGACAGUGGCGAUAUUGACGUCGACGAAGAGGACAACAGCGACGAAUACGAUAUAUGGAACCAGGAAUUCCAUCCAUUGCCGCCAUUGCCAGGAGCGCCAAUGGGCCCCUAUCCUCCACCAGACGCGGUUGAUCUGUAUGAUUACGAUCCUGAAUUCGAGGAAGGCAUGAUGUUUCCCUUUCCUCCACCGAUGCCGCCUCCACCGAUGCAUUACCAUCCCUUCUUCCAUGGUCUACCUCCACCACCAUUUUUGCCGGGUGGUCCGCCAGAGGACAUGUUUGACCAGGACGAAGAAAACGAUUUGAACGAUUUUCCAGUUGUACCACCACCUGGAUUCUUGCCACCCCUUCCGCUGCUUGCUCCCGAUCUUUCCGUACGACCGAAACGGGCGCGGUCACUUCCGAGCCGAAAACGGGCAGCAGGCCACCUGCCUCCUUCCUUUCUCACGCAUGAUGAUGAUGAAGAAGAAGAAGAAGAUGACGAUGAAGAGCUCUUUCUUCCAAGAAUGGCAGGACCACCACCACCGCCACCACCUCAUCUGUUGCCACAGCCCAUACUGCGUCGAAACAGCACAAGUCGCUUAAAAAAGCGUUUAUCAUCCUUACGCCGGGCCAAUUCAGUAACUUCAUCACCCGGUGGCGGUGCUACUCGUCGUGCUGCUAGUAGCAGUAUUCGACGUGGCUCUCUCCGACGUCAAGCCAGGAGCGCGCCUGGAUCACCGGUUGAACUGUUUUCACCUACCAUGGGCCCUGCAGCUCCAGAAGAGGAAGAGUUUCAUGACGCACAGACACACCAAGACUUUGGCCAAGAGUCCGAUGACGAGGAGGACGACGACGACGAAGAGCAAGAACGACGACGAAACAGUAUACGCCGACGUCGAUCAUUGAUGGGGAAAACACCAAUGCCAAUGCGACGUAGAUCUAUCCAUAUGAUGCCUCCUCCUCCUCCUCAUCAGAUGGGUCCUCCACCACCACCACCACCUCCUCCUCCAAUGGGUCCACCUGUCAUGGAUGGUGGGCAUCGUUUGGGUAGACGUCAUUCACUCUAUGAACCAGGACCCAUGUCUGGCGAAAUGAUGGAUCAUCCCAUGAUGCGUCGCAUGUCUAUUGGGGGUGGCAUGGGCCCACCUCCUCCACCUCCCAUGCCCAUGGGGCUUGGUCCAGGUGCUGCAGCAGCAGCAGUUGCUGCCGCUGCUUUUGGUAACUCAAGGCCCAAUAUGGAUCUCUCUGGCGAUCAUUCCGGGAGCAACAGCAACAACAACAGUGCACCGGGCACACCAUGGAUGCCAGCUUCUUAUUUCUCAAGCCCGUCCGGCGGCGGUGCUGGUAUGCCACCUCCAUUACACCAACAACAACAAAGUACGAUGCCAAUGAUGUCAAUGCAACCGCCGUCUGCGUCUGUUUCUAUGGGUAUGCCAUCGCUUGGUAUGCCUCCAUUGCCUCCUCUUCCAUUUUCAGGGAUGCCUCCACCACCUCCAGGCAUGAUGAUGCCGCCGCAUCACCCUAUGGGAAUGAUGCCACCCAUGAUGAAUGGUAUGGGCGCAGGUAGCGCUGGUCCUCCUCCUCCUGGUAUGGGUGAAAACAUGAUGGGUGACGAGCAUAGCGAUGACAUGCAAGGACAUCAAGAGCACGAUGAAAUGCGACAUGGAGGAGGUCCUGGCAGCGGUCGAGGUAUGAUGAACGAGCCACCAAUGAGCGGUGGUAGCAACCGAGGAAUGGAUCCAUCCAUGGGCGGCGGUGGCGGUGGUAUGCACGGCGGUAUGAAUGGCGGUAUGCACGGCGGUAUGGGCGGUGGAGGAGGCAUGGGAGGCCAUCACGACGAUAUGGACCAUGGUGGACAUCACGGUUUUGGCGGUGGCAGAGGAGGCGACGAAGACGACGAAAUGAUGAUGCACGGCGGUGGUCCAAGAGGCCAUGGCGGUCCUGGCGGUCCUGGCGGUCCAGGAGGUAUGAUGCCUCCUCCUCCACAACACCAAGGAUUCGGUAGUCCAAUGAUGAACGGCGGUCCUGGCGGCUUUGGUGGACCUGGCGGUAGACAGCCACUCGGACGUAGAAAGUCAUGGUUUGGCAAUCUUUUGGGCGGCGGAGGCGACAAGCCAAUGGACAUGCACAUGUGGGACCGCAAUUCAAUGAUGCCACUAGAAGAAGCCGUGCAACAAAUGUCUCUUGGCGGCGGCGGUAUGGGUGGUGGUGGUGGUGGCGGCGGUGGCAUGAUGGGGUCACCGGGCGAUGGAUCGUCGUCUUCCUCAAUGCGAUCCAUGGGUGGUGGCGGCGUCGGAUUGUCCAGAAAAAGCAGUAAGAAACUCACAAACAAGGCACAGCAAUUGCAACAAUUCCCUGGAAUUUGGUGUUACCGACCGAGCGGCAUGAUGAUGUUUCAACAAAACGGUGACGAUGAAGCUGGUGGCGGAGGUGAUAACGUCUGGGCACCCUUCAGUGUCAACAACCAGCGCAAGUUGCACCGUGCUACCCAAAUGAACGGAGGCCAAACAACCGUCAACCUUGACAGGGAAGAAAAAUUGCCUGGGAAUGUUUAUGUGUCGCCAAGGAACAUGGUUGCUCACCACUAUCGAUCCAUGUUUGGCAAUCCCGAAAUGCUCGAAAUCCAAUAUAUACCCACGCAUGAUAGCACUUUUAUGGUGCGACCAGAUAGCCAUCAUGAUGAGCCCUCCAUGGGCGGUUUUGGUGGAGGUCCGCGACGUGCUUCCGGUCCUCCAGGUGGAGGUGGAGGCAUGGCAAAACUAAUCAACAGUGUAUUUGGUUAGACAGAAAAAAAUAACUUGAGCCCUCCUGUUGUUGUACUUUAGUGUCACUUUAUAUGUACUUAAUUCACCCCAAAAAAAGGUCAAGACCUAUAUCCAAAAUAUUAUAUCAAAUAAAUAGCCUGUGUACAAAGCAUUCAAU